Drosophila virilis is the source of this 665-nucleotide messenger RNA. RefSeq names its product peptide deformylase, mitochondrial. Gene Ontology annotation, cellular component: mitochondrion. Lineage: Eukaryota; Metazoa; Arthropoda; Insecta; Diptera; Drosophilidae. Gene Ontology annotation, molecular function: peptide deformylase activity. The record is from RefSeq and is a predicted model, not a curated record. Gene Ontology annotation, biological process: peptidyl-methionine modification.
UACUCUAGAGCUCAUUCCCAUUGACCACGGCAAUGUCUACGGAAGUCACGGCGCGCACGGUUCCGCCGUAUAAUCAUUUUACGCAAAUUGGCGACCCUGUGCUGCGAGUCCGUGCCGAGGAAGUUCCACCGGAACGUUUGGACAGCCACGAAAUUAAUGAUAUUGUGGACCAAAUGGUAAAGGUGCUGCGGCACUACGACUGUGUGGGAGUAGCAGCACCUCAAUUGGGCGUGCCACUGCGUAUUAUUGUAAUGGAGUUUCGCGAGGGCAAGCGAGCGCAGUUCACGGCCGAAGACUACGAGCAGCGAAAGAUGUCGCCACUGCCGCUAAGCGUCUUUAUCAAUCCAAAGAUUGAGAUAAUCACGGAUGCGCAGCACACGCAUCCCGAGGGCUGCAUGAGCGUGCGCGGUUUCUCUGGCCAAGUGGCUCGAUAUGAUCGUGUCCGAGUCACCGGCAUUGGAAUGCUUGGAACACCUUCAGAACUUGAACUUGUGGGAUGGAGCGCGCGCAUAGCGCAACAUGAGAUGGAUCAUUUGAACGGCAUUAUUUACGUUGAUCGUAUGGACGUUUCUAGCUUUACUUGCAUCAACUGGCCACAAAUUAAUGCAAGUGGAGGACGUGCCGUGAUAGCGUUUGAUAAAUAAACAUUUACAAAUACAUCAAAA